Molecule: messenger RNA, 1461 nt
Organism: Zymoseptoria tritici IPO323
Lineage: Eukaryota; Fungi; Ascomycota; Dothideomycetes; Mycosphaerellales; Mycosphaerellaceae
Exons: 6
Coding region: 1-1461 (486 amino acids)
Biological process (GO): transmembrane transport
Cellular component (GO): membrane
Molecular function (GO): transmembrane transporter activity
Source: RefSeq, a predicted model, not a curated record
AUGAUCGUUGAGGAUGUCAUCAGCCGACCGGACGUGACUCUGGCGUCCUUUGCAGACCUUGACAUCCGCAAGAUCAAUCGUCGGAUCGACUUGCGACUGUUGCCAGUGGUUGCGCUCCUCAAUUUCCUCUCGUUCCUGGAUCGCACUGCCAUUGGUAAUGCAAGAAUCCAGGGCAUGGAGAAGGAUCUGGGUCUGAGCGGCGGGCAGUUCAAUUUGGCCUUGACGGUUUUCUUCUUCACAUACUCGAUAUUCGAAAUUCCCAGCAACGUGGUGCUGAAGAGACUCAGACCGUCGAUCUGGUUGCCAGCCAUCAUGGUCGCUUGGGGUAUCGUGACGACCUUGACGGGUCUUGUGCAGGGUUUUCAUGGUCUGAUAGCCGUUAGACUCUUCCUGGGAGCGACGGAAGCAGGUCUUGUGCCGGGAGUCGCCUACUAUCUGACCAUGUGGUAUCCUCGCUAUGAGGUUCAAUCCCGUCAAGCGUACUUUUUCAUUGGCAUCUCGUUGGCUUCGGGUGUCGGAGGAUUCUUUGCGUUCGCUAUUGAACACAUGGAUGGCGUCGCUGGUCUCGCAAGCUGGCGCUGGCUGUUCAUUAUCGAAGGCAUCAUAUCCGUUGUCGUUGCCGUGGGUGCUCACUGCGUCAUGUGCGAUUUUCCAGCAACAGCCAAAUUCCUGACUCCAGCCGAGAGAGCCUUUGUGGCCUACCGACUGAAGUACGAUGGCAUGAACGACGGCGCGGAGAACGGAAUGAGAAUACCGCAGACCGACAAGAGAGGCUGGAAAUACGCGAAGCCGGUGUUCACUGACCCAAUGAUCUAUCUCCUGAUGAUCACUCAGAUCUGUUUCGUGGCGACAGUAUACGGCGUCAGCUUGUCGAUGCCCAAAGUCAUCAAAGCAAUGGGCUACAAGACAACGACAGCGCAGCUGAUGACAAUGCCGCCCUACUUCACCGCAGCCGCUCUCACCAUCGGCAUGGCAUACAUCUGCGACCACUACAAGCGACGAAUCCCAUUCAUCCUCGGCUGCUACGCCGUAGCGAUCCUGGGUUUCGGCCUCUGCGCAUCGGGCGGAGGACCCCACCGCACCUACGCCGGCAUCUUCAUUGCCGCCUGCGGGAUUUUCCCCGUCAACCCAUGCGCGUUGGCCCUCACCACCAACAACCUGGCUGGUGAGUACAAGCGAGCGAUUGGCCUCCCGUUCAUCCUCAUGUUCGCCGUGUUCGGCGGUGCGAUUGCCAGCAACUUCUUCCGCAACCGGGAUUCGCCCAAGUUUGUGUUUGGAUUCUGUAUGGAGCUGGGCGCGUCGGGGAUCGGUUGUGGUUGCUUGAUAUUGCUGGGUUUGCUGUACGCUCGCGCCAAUCGCAGUCGUGAGCGGAGAUGCGCCGCGGGAGAGCAUUUGAGGUACACGGUGGAGGAGUUGAGUGAGCAGGGAGACAAGGCCGUCACGUUCAGGUAUACCAUUUAG